Messenger RNA from Talaromyces stipitatus ATCC 10500, 849 nucleotides. RefSeq lists its product as uncharacterized. The record is from RefSeq and is a predicted model, not a curated record. The coding region runs from base 1 to 849 and encodes 282 amino acids. Lineage: Eukaryota; Fungi; Ascomycota; Eurotiomycetes; Eurotiales; Trichocomaceae. The transcript is spliced from 2 exons.
AUGACCGACCUCGCCAAUGCGGAAUACACACUCUACUCCUCCCCCUUCUCGCUUUACUCUAUGAUGGCCCGCCACACCAUCCAACUUGGUCGUACCACACAUAGUGCAAAGCCACCCAAGGAUAUCACUCUCAAAUUUGUCAACCGCGGCAAGGAGGAGAAUCUGAGCGAGUAUUACCUCACCAAGGUGAACCCGAAAGGCCAGGUCCCUGCCAUGACCGGGAAUGUUCUCAAGCAACCACUUACCGACAGUAUAUCUAUCUCACUUUACCUGGCCGAGAACCAUUACCCAGACUUGUUGCCAGAUGAACAUGCUGCUGUCAUUAAGGACCUUCUGCAAAGGUUUCAUUCCGUCUAUGGCCUCUCGUUCAGCAACAAAAACCCGACACCGGAGAUGAUACAGCAUAAUCCUUCACCAGUGGAGGAUUUCCUUAAAAGGACUGAUAUCAGUCCGGAAUACCGAAAGGCUCUUGAGGCUAAGCUCAAAUUCCACAAUGAAAACAAUGGCAUCGCCUUCCAUCCGGAUGUUGUAGCCAAGGCUCGUGCAGAUCUUCGAACCAUCUUUGCAGAGAUCAUAGAGCUCCGCAGGCAAAGCGGCGCCUUGAAAACCCCCGCUGAAUGGAUCUUUGGCAACAAGGUUGGUCCAACUGUUCUCGACAGCCACAUGCUGCCGCUUGUGCUUCGUUGCAUUGAAGUCGGCAAUGCCGAGCUUGUUCCUCAGGAGCUGCAGCUGUGGGCCAAAACUAACGAAAAGAGUCCCACAUGGGAAAAGGUGAUGCACGGCAGGCCGACAAGGUAUGAUCCUUCUAUGGGACCUGUUGAGGAUAUGCAUGAUAUGAUGUCUCUAUGA